Molecule: messenger RNA, 6351 nt
Organism: Colletes gigas
Lineage: Eukaryota; Metazoa; Arthropoda; Insecta; Hymenoptera; Colletidae
Gene: flfl
Product: serine/threonine-protein phosphatase 4 regulatory subunit 3
Exons: 5
Coding region: 990-3428 (812 amino acids)
Biological process (GO): DNA damage response; protein dephosphorylation
Cellular component (GO): nucleoplasm; protein phosphatase 4 complex
Molecular function (GO): protein phosphatase activator activity
Source: RefSeq, a predicted model, not a curated record
UAGUGUUGUGGCUGUUCAGUGUCUAUGUCAAUUUUAGAGUGAUUUUUCUUAAUAAGAACGAAGAAACUGCCAUGGGUGGCGAUCACUAUAUCACAGGGGAUCGAGCAAAAUAGUUGCGUAUUUAUGAGUAUUUGUAUCGCCAAAGGAUCGACUUUAAUUUGCGUUUCAUUUGUCGCGGGAACUGUACACAGCGGUGAGAGAGCACGCAGAGUGCUGUCUUCCCAGCAACAAAUUUCACUCCUGACCUUCUACAGCGACAAGUUAGCUUUUCGAACCGAUUCGACGUACGAUCGUGAUCUCGUUGCGUUCCGUACCAGCGACACGUGAAAGCGGAAACGUGCACGACGUGAAGUUUUCCCGCGCGUCCUGAGAGGUUUUCUUGGCGCAAGAAUCAAGGCUUAUGCAACGAAGAGCGCAUAAACAUCUAUUACGGUAAACAAUCUCGUUCCGUCAACCGAACUUCAAGGCAUGCGAGCUGGGCGACGGUCUGUUGUCGUUUGCAUUGUAUCUUAUGAAUCGCUAGUGACAAAACUCGAUGUAUCGUGCAAGCUCGUUACAGGAGGUAUUGUACAAUUAGUGGCGAAUGCUAAGCAAAUAGAUUGGCUGGCGAAGCCUGUUAUUAAUUAUUAUUAGAAACAAACAAAGAUUCCUUAUGGCGUUUUUACUAAUUAACAGUCAUAUCUUCGAUUUACCAAACCUAUUAGAUGAGAGUAAUCGUAUAUACAAGUCAGAAUCUUAAAGAAGGCAUAUAUACUUUUGAGUUGUCUGUGUCUUGUACAGUUGGUAUUCUAAUAAAAAGCCUUAAUGGGUUACAAGAGAGUAAUUGACAGAUCGAUACAUGUGGAUUAUUGUGCAUUUGUCGAUUCAUCAGAGAGUUGAAAAAUUAUCUGUAAAAAUACUUUAGAAAGCCAAAGAGUCGGUGGAAAUAAAAAGGGAUGCAAGGUUGUUGGUGAUAAUAUCGAACAGUGUGCAUCAGUUAGUUUUACAAUAUGACGGAUACACGCAGAAGAGUAAAGUUAUAUGCGCUCAAUGCUGAUAGACAGUGGGACGACCGUGGUACAGGUCAUGUUUCUUCUUCGUACGUAGAUAGACUGAAAGGAAUUUCACUUUUGGUCAGAGCAGAGAGUGAUGGUUCUGUUUUAUUGGAAAGUAGAAUACAACCUGACACUGCAUAUCAAAAGCAACAGGAUACUUUAAUAGUUUGGUCAGAAGGAGAUAAUUUUGAUUUAGCCUUAAGUUUUCAAGAAAAGGCUGGCUGUGAUGAAAUUUGGGAGAAAAUAUGUCAAGUUCAAGGCAAAGAUCCAUCUGUUGAAAUUACACAAGAUAUUGUAGAAGAAUCAGAAGAUGAACGGUUCGAUGAUAUGUCAGAUGCUGCACCUCCUAUAGAAUUGCCACCGUGUGAAUUGAGCCGCCUGGAAGACAUUAACGAACUGAUAGGAAAUUGCUUAUCUUCUCAAAUGAGGAAAGAUAAAUUGGCAUUGGCUUUAGAAUCAGAAGGUUACAUUAAGAAACUAUUAAAUCUGUUUCACACGUGCGAAGAUCUAGAAAACAUUGAAGGGUUGCAUCAUCUUUAUGACAUAUUUAAAAAUAUUUUCCUACUUAACAAGAACACAUUAUUUGAAGUUAUGUUUAGCGAUGAUACGAUUUUUGAUGUUGUUGGAUGUUUAGAAUACGAGCCAACAUUACCUCAGCCAAAGAGGCAUAGAGAAUAUCUUCGACAAUUAGCCAGAUUUAAGCAAGCAAUUCCUAUUACAAACACCGAACUGCUAGCUAAAAUUCACCAAACGUAUCGAGUUCAAUACAUUCAGGAUGUAGUUUUACCAACCCCAAGUGUAUUCGAAGAUAAUAUGUUGAAUACACUGAGUAGCUUUAUAUUUUUUAAUAAAGUUGAAAUAGUAACCCUGAUACAGGACGACGAGAAAUUCCUUACUGAACUAUUCCGUCAGUUAACGGACGAAGCUACAUCUGAUAGUAAAAGACGCGAUCUAGUUCUUUUCUUAAAAGAAUUUUGUAACUUUUCUCAGAAUCUUCAACCGCAAGGAAAGGAGGCCUUUUAUAAAACUUUAACAGCCCUUGGUAUUUUACCUGCAUUAGAAAUUACCCUGGCGAUGGACGAUGCCCAAACAAAAACAGCCAGUAUAGAUAUAUUGACUUAUAUAGUGGAAUAUUCUCCAAGUGUUGUUCGAGAUUAUACACUGCAACAAAUAAAUAAUACAGAACAGGACCAAAUGUUAAUAAAUGUAAUAGUUGCUCAACUCGUUGGCGAUAGCGAUCCAGAGUUGGGUGGAGCAGUACAACUAGCUGGUGUGUUACGUCUGCUCCUUGAUCCAGAAAACAUGUUGGCUUCCGUUAACAAAUCAGAAAAGACUGAUUUCUUAAACUAUUUCUACAAGAAUAGUAUUGGAACAUUAAUAGCACCUCUUUUAGCAAACACUAUCGGAGAACGACCAGCAAGGGAAGAUUAUAGAACAGUACAGCUUUUAGGAUUAAUCUUAGAACUACUGUCAUUUUGUGUAGAGCAUCAUACAUACCACAUCAAGAAUUGCAUAUUAAACAAAGAUCUGCUCAAACGGAUACUGGUUUUAAUGAAAUCGACACACACGUUUUUAGUAUUGUGCGCCUUAAGGUUUAUGAGAAAAAUCGUAGCUCUGAAAGAUGAAUUUUACAAUAGAUAUAUUAUCAAGGGGAAUUUAUUUGCACCUGUGUUUGAUGCAUUUGUAAGAAAUAAUGGUAGAUAUAAUCUGUUGGAUUCUGCGAUUCUUGAAAUGUUCGAGUUCAUUAAAUUGGAGGAUAUUAAGUCCUUAUGUUCACACGUUGUUGAAAAUUUUUCAAAAGAAUUGGAAGCAAUCGAUUAUGUACAAACGUUUAAAGCUUUGAAAUUAAGGUACGAGCAACAUCAAGACAAGUUAAAGGAUAGAGACAGAGCAGCUCUUGACAGUGUUCCAUCCAUAUUGAGAAAUAGUCGAUACAGAAGGGACCAGAGACAAUUAGACGAAGAAGAAGAAAUGUGGUUCAAUGAAGAGGAAGACUUUGACGAGGGUGAGGCGGUCGUACCCGCAGCAGCAGCAGAUCUUGUGCCUCCGGCUUCAGCUAAGAAACAGUCAUCAACUUCAAAUUCUGCACUUAAUCCUGCUCUUGCAGAUUCUAAAAGCCAUCAUCAGCAGCAACAGCAACAGCAAUCUGUGUUGAACAAUAAUACAGCUAACAAUAACAUUACCUCGCAGCAGUCACAAAUCAACAAUAGUACAACAGCAACGAACGAGUCUCCGAUCACUUCGGAAAUAAAUCCAAAUUCGGCUAUUGGCACGGUAGACAAAACUGGCACUGCAUUAUUUAAAAAGGGCUUGGUUGAUUACGAGGGCGAUUCGGACGAAGAAGACGAGGAUACGGAGGUAACGCCUUCCCCAAAACGGCAAAGAUUGUCAUAGUAGGCAAAUGAGAACAGGAUGAGGAAUUUGUGAUUUUUAAUCGCUGCUACCAUUUCUGGCCCUCCUACGUGCACAAAGGACUCGAUCAGGAGAUCGUACAAUCAACCCCCGUCUAUAACAGAAAGAAGAACCGUUCUUUUAAAGUGAGUGGACACCAGGAUACGUGUUUAUAAUGUGGUGGAAAAUUGACAUACCUCAUUGUGUUGGGUUGUGUAUAAUAUAUGUAAGCAUCAAUACCGAACGCAGGUGGGUGAAAAGGGUCUAAGAAAUGGGAUGUAUGUAAUUGAAAAAAGCAAAACGAACGAUGAACCAAUGCUAUACAAAAAAAAGGAAGAGAGAACUUUCUUUAAGAAAACAAUACAAUGAUAAAAUUGUGGUGUAAUACUGUAUAACCGCAUAAGUGUUAACAGUAAAAAAGAUUUUAAAAGAAAUAGUCCAUUCCACAUUGUCUGGAAACACCCCAUGUACUAGAAGAAAUUAUUUCAUGAAUAGGCUAAGAAACUCUAGCCAGGCCUAGUGGUUCUUACAAAUACAAAAGUUCUAAGCGUGUGCUUGGAUUCAUGUAAUAAUUAAAUUGUGACUGUACGUCAUACCCAUACAUCUACUAAGAAGAAACUUAUUAUGUAAAAACAAAAAAAAUCACAUGUAAAAGUACAUGAUGUACCGCACAAAAACAACUAAGUGUUUUGUUUUGCCAUCCAUAAAUUUCUUAUUCGUGCGAUGGGCAAUUAAGACCUAUCCUUUAAGAGGGUCAGACAUCAUGAAACUUUAUCCAAUUUAACAGAAGUAGUAUUUAGUUUGUAUAUAUAUGUAUAUUUGUAACGAUUGUAAAACAACCAUUCGUGGGUUAAGCAAAGAAUAUGCGAUUCCUUUACACAUUCAGUUCCCUUUAAGGUUCUUUGAACGAGCUUUUCGGUUGUCAAUGUAAGUAGUAGAAAUUGUACAAUAAACAUUUGAUUUGUGUAUAUUUAUCAGUUUGCACUUCAUGCCCGAUAUUAUUCCUUGAUGUAAAAAGUAUAAUGUGAAAGUGUCUUGCAAUUUUUGAACAUUAAGUAUAACUAACCUAUUCGUAUAAAUUAUUCGUAACUAUAUGGGCAGAAUAGGUCGCUUAGCAUUAUUGUGCUUUGUAAAGAAAAGGACAAAAAAAAAAAAAUCAUUAUGUAUAUCUGUGCAACUUCAUCUUUGUAAAAUUUCAUUAUGUAAUACAUUUAUAGCGUCGCGUAGUUUCAUUUAAAUUAUUUCUAAACAAGGCAACAAACUUUUCCUUUCGUGACUCGUAACGAAACAUUAAAGCAAAUACUCAGAUUCAGUAAGACAACAAGCGAUAUAGGACUGCAGAAAAUGUAGGACGGCGCUUACCGAAAUUUAUUUUUAACAUGUCAUAUCAUGAUAAAUAGAAAUUCAUUGAUCUAAGUCAGCUCCAGAUAAAAGUGUCUACUUAGUUCGUACUACUGAGAUACAACCGAGAAAGCUGGUAUUAAGAGUCUAUAUUUUUUAAAUUUAUCUUGAUGUCGUUUCCCCGCAAUGUGCUCCACAUUGAUAUUAUUUCAACGUAUGCCCCUGAUUGAUUGAGUUGACUUUGUAACAGAGCAAAAAACAGGAGUAUUAUAAGCUAAUGUAUAGAUUUUUCACGACAACCGAUACCCAACAGAGUUUCUAAGACUGCUUUAGAACUGUAUGUAUAUUGGACAUUUCGUAAAUAGCAUUAAUGUACGCGUAUGUACACACAUGCAUAUAUAUAUUAACUUAUGAUACCGAGGAGAAGCUUGGAAGUUAAUUCAGUCAUGACUAGAGCAGAACCCUGUGAAUAUCCAAGUAGGCAAAUUCACUGGAGCUGAAUGCGAUAUAUGUACAUAGAAGAGAGUGCAACUUGGACUGACCACAGAGAGAAAGGAAUGUAACAAAGGCUAAAUAUUAAUUAAGAGGAUAUCGAGUAAUGUUCUUUAUGUGUUUUACAUAUAUUCACAAUUUAUUCGAUAUAACAAGGGACGAAAUAAUAAAGUUUAGAGAAAAAGAGAGAAACGCUACGCCGUGAACAUGUAUGGGAAUGUAAGUAAAGAAAGGAACAAAACGAGGGGGAAAAAAAAAGAAAAGAAUCGAUAUCGAAGUGAUACUAGAGUAAAAAAAGCGCGGUCGUGUAUGCUAUUUAAGCUAAAUUUAAUACAUACUUAUAUGGAGUGUUUCAGACUUGUUCAUUGUCGUAUCGCUUUCAUUGCUGUCUUUUAUUUAACGUUACUGGGUAUCCGCUAUCGGUGCUUCGAUAACUGCGUAUUUAACAUAAUUUUUGAUAUUUUGUACCGUAUCAAUCAAAUCUUGAAUAAAAGUUGAUUUUCUUACGUUUUAAAAACAGGGACAUGCGUUACUCGAGUAUUCGAGCAUCGGAAGAAAAAGAGAUCCUACGUUACCGUUCCCCCUUUAAAGGAUACACGAGUUUAAUUAUUUGUAUCCCGUUUACGGAAUUUUCUAUGAACUUCAUAUUCGAUGCUCUAUCGUUUUAAUUAAUUAAGAACGAAGUUUACGCAUUAGAAAGUAUUUCUGAACGAUUUGUUAUAGAAGGUGUGUUUGGUAUGUAAUCGAGUCCCGUUUAUCGUUAUUGAAACUAUACUUAUUUCGGUGUUCCCUUGCUACCGAUGGAGAAAACUCUAAAACAUUCUGUGUAAGAUCAGUGCCGAGGUCGCAAAUAGAAAUUUUACAGCCGUCACAUCGAUGUAAUGUUAAUUACAUGAUAAAAGCAUUGCACACAUUGUACAAUAUCACGUGUUAAUAAUCUAAUGCGUUUUAAUUAUAUAUGAAAAAUAUAUAUAAAAAAAACGACAGAGCGAGACGCUUUUUCUCUGAUAUGUAUAUGUAUAUACAUGCAUACAUACAGCAUACAUAUACGUACAUAUACAGGGUGUUCGGCCACCUUUAAGACAAAUUUUAA